AUGCGUUUAUCAAACUCCGACACGGAUAUCGAAGCGUGCUUCACUUGCAGCAUACUUUUGGCCGAACUUGAACGUAUCGGAGUCUCGAUAAAGACGAACCACGAGACCGUCUGGGCAUCGAUCACCUCGCUUCAAACCCAUAUCGACGCCCUUAUUCAGCAGAAGCCAGCGCAGUCCGAUGUGUUUCAGGUACAAGGCAGCAAAUCCAAAGCAUCCCCCGAACUUGUCGCUCAAGAUCUACCUCGACAAGCAAAGCCCCCGAGGCCAUCGCUUCCGCAUCCCGAGAGAUUCACUGGCAACAAAAGUCUCGGUGCAUGGGACGCUGCCAUAAGAGGCAAACUUGCAGUCGAUGGUCAAGCCAUCGGCAUCAUCUUGUCUCUGUGA
Molecule: messenger RNA, 384 nt
Organism: Penicillium manginii
Lineage: Eukaryota; Fungi; Ascomycota; Eurotiomycetes; Eurotiales; Aspergillaceae
Exons: 2
Coding region: 1-384 (127 amino acids)
Source: RefSeq, a predicted model, not a curated record